This is a messenger RNA of Camellia sinensis, 867 nucleotides long. Lineage: Eukaryota; Viridiplantae; Streptophyta; Magnoliopsida; Ericales; Theaceae. The record is from RefSeq and is a predicted model, not a curated record.
AUGCACGAAUUGGACACUUUGAAUCCCAAACCAGUGAUGAAGGAAGAUGGUGGCAACAACGAUGUCGAAGAUGGUAGAUUAGUGAUGGAGGAAGAUAGUGGCAACGACAAUGUCGAAGAUGGUAUCCUCAAGCUUAAGGACCACUUUCCUGCUCCUUGGUGCAUGGGUGACGACUUCAAUGAAAUUAGGCAUAUAGGAGAGAGGGUUGGCUACUCCAUGAGAGGCAUGGGAAUGAAACAUUUUAAUGAUUUUAUUGAGAAAUGUGAGCUCCAUGACUUACCCCUUCAUGGAAGGAAAUACACUUGGUGCAAUGCCCAGGAAUAUAAGAAAUGGAGCCGCAUAGACAGAGUACUUCUCAGCCCAGAAUGGUUGAUUAGCUUCAGAAUGAAGUUAUGGGGGCUGCCUAGAUUAGUUUCUGAUCACUGCCCUCUGUUGUUGAUGGAAGAUGAAAGAGACUGGGGCCCCAAGCCUUUCAGGUUUCUCAAUGCUUGGACUCUCCAUCCAAGUUUCUCUAAGUUCUUUGUUAACAUUCGGAGCAACACUACUGUUGCAGGGUGGGCCGGAUUCAAAAUUGUUCAAAAAUUAAAGCAGCUAAAGCUAGAAUUAAAAAAAUGGAACAUUGAGGUGUUUGGAAAUGUCUCAUCCAAACUCAAGGCUUUAGAGGAGGAAUUGCAUGCAUUAGACAUCUUAGCAGAGGAAAGACUUUUGGCUGAUUCUGAGAGGACAAGAAGAAGAGUGGUCAGAGGUGAAAUGUGGCAUUUGCUUAGAAUGGUGGAGUGGAUCUGGCACCAAAAAUCCAGAUUGAACUGGACUAUAAACGGGGAUAAGAAUACUAGAUUUUUCCAUGUCUUUGCUAAUACCAGAUAG